This is a messenger RNA of Sclerotinia trifoliorum, 1318 nucleotides long. Lineage: Eukaryota; Fungi; Ascomycota; Leotiomycetes; Helotiales; Sclerotiniaceae. The record is from the annotation of a GenBank genome assembly.
ACGGUCACAUAAACAGACACACAAACAGACAUGACAUAAACCAAACACCAUUUUCACCCCUUCUUACAAUCUAUCCAAACUCAAUAUCUCUUCCUAGUCAAGCUGUAUCUAUAUCUCAGUUUAUCGUUCAUCAUCGUCGUCAUCAUCGUAAAACAAAUCUUAUCCAUACAAUUACCCCACGCCUACGUACGACCCCACAAACACACACUAAAGCGAACAGGCCGCGCGCCGGAAUCUCACCGAAAGCUUGAUUUCUUGUUCUCUCUCUACGGACAAAAGCUAAAUCAUCGGCGACAACCACCCUUCUUUAUCAAUAUGCCGCUACUAGGUAUACUUUGCUAUACCUAAAUACAGGUCAUGAGGUAUCGCGGCGGGUACUCUGUUACAUGUUCGAGAUCCUACGAUAUGUUCUCAUGCGAGGAUACGUACGAGGGAGGCAAGAUAGGAAAGGUAGGUCUGUGGGCAGGUAGGUGGAUUGCAGAUAGAGACGGCUGAGUAUAAGUAUGGGGAUGUAAGUAUUGCAAUUCUCUUUGAUCAAAUCCUCAUUUCGUACAUAUCGACUUUCCCUCCUCUUGACAUCUUUCCAAAUCUGCAAGUUUGAAUCUAUCUCCAUCUUCCCAUACACAAUGGCAACCAUCUGUAAGCAUCCUCCCCGGUUCUUCAUCAGCAUACUAUCAUACCAUACUAAUAUUAUCCCGCAGACGACGAACCAGUUGGAUGCAACUGCGAUAACGAAUCGACCUAUGAUCAAGCCACCAUAGACGCAGCAUGCAAACAAGCACUAAAACUCGCAUCUGAAAAGAAAACCGUGGGAAGAGACAAAUACCCCCAUGUCUACAAUGGUAAGACAUCCACAGACUCUUCAACCCAUUAAUUCCCAAACUUGCAAACCAUGUCAUCCUUCCUCCCAACACCCUAUUAACAAGUAACCCAUGGAAACUAGACUACGAAAAAUUCACCUUCCUCCCCGCAGCCAAGAAACCCUACCUCGAAUUCCCCAUUCUCGCCAACGGCGAAAUAUACACGGGUUCUGAACCGUCUUCUCCGGGCGCCGAUCGUAUCGUUAUUGGGAGUAUUGCGACGGAUUAUCAAUCUGCUAUUUUCUGCGCUGUGAUUACACAUGAUGGGAGUAAGAAGAAUGGGUUUACGGAGUGUGCGAAUACGGGGGAUGAUGGUGAGGGAGCUUAUGGAAGGAGGGAUGGACAAGAUGAGGGGAAAGAUGGGAGGGAUUUAUUGGAGUGGAUUGAUUUGUAGGUUGGGUCGGGUUGGGUUGGGGUAGGGUUGUAUUUAUUGUAGGUAGAAAGUAGAGGUAUUAUGA